Letharia columbiana is the source of this 342-nucleotide messenger RNA. RefSeq lists its product as uncharacterized. Bases 1 to 342 code for a protein of 113 amino acids. NCBI's taxonomy places the organism in Eukaryota, Fungi, Ascomycota, Lecanoromycetes, Lecanorales, Parmeliaceae. The record is from RefSeq and is a predicted model, not a curated record. The transcript has a single exon.
AUGCUCCGGGCAAAACAUCUUCCACAGCCUCACUUCCAUCACCAACUGUCUACACAUCGAUCAUCAAAAUUCAACGACGAAAUCAACGGUAGACUCACGAAUGGACGUGGGGUUUUUCUUAUUGUUUUUUUUCCCGGUAAAAAGGCAUCCAAAGGAUCCAAGAUCAAGACCACUAAAGCUAAACCCAAUGGGAUAGCAAAAGCCAAACGAACAAAGCCCACGAAGGCGCGAGACAACAGAGCGAGCCAGUACGAUAUUAAUUUGGCUAUGUCUUCUUCGUCUGCUGCAGCUCAGGACGAUGCCACCGAAGCCAUGGACUACACGCCCGCUGAUGAUGUCUGA